Carya illinoinensis is the source of this 1781-nucleotide messenger RNA. RefSeq lists its product as uncharacterized. The coding region runs from base 117 to 1484 and encodes 455 amino acids. NCBI's taxonomy places the organism in Eukaryota, Viridiplantae, Streptophyta, Magnoliopsida, Fagales, Juglandaceae. The record is from RefSeq and is a predicted model, not a curated record. The transcript has 2 exons.
UAAUAAGGUCCAUAUCGCAGGUCCCAUAUUGGGCCUGUAGUCGGUCCAAACCCUAGUUCUCUCCUCGCUCGUCGUCAUCGUCUCUGCAAGUCCCGGCCAGAGAGAGAGAUAGAGCGAUGGAAGAAGCAGAGGUGCUGGAACUGUACGAGAUCCAAUAUUCAGAUCUUAUGCUUCUAUCAUCAACAAUCUCCUCUUCUUCUUCUUCUUUGUUUGAAGAAACCGAUAGGCUGAAAUUAAUAAGCAGAGGCAUAAUGGAAGCACUAGGGCCCGCGGGUCCUGGCCUGCUAUCGAUCCGUGGGGUCCUCGACGCCUCCACGCUCCGUCGGGAACUUCUGCCUCUCGCACGCAGGCUCGCGCUUCUCAACCCCGACGAACGUAAACGCAUUCUCAAGGAGCACAACUUGGGGAGUGAUGUUCCUUUGAAGAACCCAGAUAGAAGUGUCUCCUCUUUUGCCAUGCAACUGAGAUAUGCACAAUGGCUGGAAUCUGUUCAAAGUGAACUGAGCCAUAGAGUAGAUUCCUUAGUAAAUCCGGAACAAGAUCAUCUAGAAGUUGAUAUCACAAGAGAAAGUCAGGAUAUUGAAUUUCAAAAUCUUGGAAACACUUUCAGAAAGCUUGGAUUUAUCAUGAUGGAUCUAGGGCUCCGCAUUGCACAAAUAUGUGAUAGGGCCAUUGGUGAGCAAGAGCUCGAGCAGAGCUUAUUGGAUUCCUGUGUAGCAAAAGGGCGUCUUAUACACUAUCACUCAGCUCUAGACAACAUUAUUUUAAAUGAAGCAAGGAACAAGAAAACAGCAAAAAGACUGGCAAAUGGUAGAAGGGAUGAAAAAAAUUGCGUAAGGUAUCGACAUGGACUAUUGGAAGACCCUAACUUGGAUAAAAAUGGUAAUGAAAUUGAUUCCUCUGGAAUUCAUUCCAAUCUGUGGCAACAAUGGCAUUAUGACUAUAGUAUCUUCACUGUUCUGACCGCUCCCCUUUUUAUUUCCUCAUCUUUUCCACAAGCAACAGAGCCAAAUGAUUUAUUUUCAGUGUGCUGUGAUGAAGAGUGUCCUUCUCCUAGUGGCCACACAUACUUGCAAAUUUUCUAUCCCAACAAAAAUAAUGUCUGCAUGGUGAAGGUCUCUGCUGAAAGUUUUAUCAUUCAGGUGGGUGAAUCGGCUGAUAUCAUAUCAAAAGGGAAGCUUCGCGCAGCCCUUCACUCCGUCUCUAGAGCUGCAAAGUUUGAAAGUUUGAGCAGACAAGCCUUUGUUGUGUUCUUGCAGCCUGCAUGGAAUAAGACUUUCUCCAUCGCAGAUUAUCCUGUGAAGGAAGUAUCAGAGGAGGAAAGAAAUCUUUCGAUCAAGGACCAAAACCAAAUAAAUCAAGAAAUUCAAAAAAUACUUCCACCAUUAUCAUCGCGGUUAAAGGAUGGGAUGACAUUUGCAGAAUUCUCCCGUGAAACCACGAAGCAAUACUAUGGUGGCAGUGGUUUGCAAUCUAAUAGAUAACUAGUUCCUUGAAUUUAAUCCGAAUGACAUUUUUUAUAAGCCCUCUUUCGUGCCUAUCCUUGAAGCAGAGAAAUAUUUUACCCAAAAUGCUUCUUAAUAUUGUUAAAGGGCUGAGAGUUUUUUUUUCUUUUUUAAAUCGUGAUUGCCCAUGUUGAAGGUGAUGCAGACGAUAUCGACCAAGUUGUAGCCGCUGCUCAGGAGCAUUUGGUGAAAGAUUCACUGGGCCAACUGCAUACUUCAAUUCUAAGGCUCCAUUUGGAUGAUGCUCCGUUUGAAUACAAGAAAUGUUUUAUUUCA